GAUCUGGCAACGUCGCAUAUUUUUCGAGACGCAGAACGAUUGACAUUUCUUAUCUCUGGUGAAAGAUGGAUUUUUUCAUUUGUUUCGUGGCCUGUCUGAUUGGAAAAUUGCACCCGAGUUGGCACUAGAGCACGCCUGGCACUUUCCGCGCCCCGCUGAGAUUUCAGCCUCGCGUCGAGGAGGGGAAUUGGCCCCUUGGAAAAUGCUCCAUUAUCUGGAACCCGUAUCUUCUUCCGUCGCCGUCGCAGUCGCAGUCGCAGUUGUCGAAAUGUUCGUCGCGCCAGCUAUCGACUCCGCAAUCUCCGUCUCUUAAAACGCACACUUUACACAGACAGACUCACACAUACGCGCCAGCUGCGUAACCUUCCAGCCCAGCGGGAGGCGCAAUCUUUACCAGAAACCAAAACAAGAGCAGAAGGAGGGGAACCAGCUGCAAGAAAAAAACAGCAACAGCAUAAGCGUAGAAGGAGGCGCCGCUAGCACCAGCACUAGCACCUAAGAUGUCCGAAAAGCACGGCCAGCUGGGUGCGCAGUGGACAAAAUCAGCGGCGCCAGCAGCACAAGCCUCCACCCCAGUCCCUCUACCCGUUCCCGUUCCUGUUCCUCUGCAGAAAUCCAGUGGGAAUCCAUAUGUCAACUGUGGCCUACAACCUGCGGAUAUUUCCUAUUCGGCUGCCCGCUUCCAAGCUCCAGUCAUCCAUGCCAAGGCGUCGCCUUUGACAAUUACGCCCGUGGGUAGCACCAUUGCAGGAGGCGGAAGUAUUCCUCCCUCCUCCCAGAUCUCGCCCACGAGUCACACCCACGUACCUGUACCUGCGCCCAGCGGCUUUGUACCGCCACCUUUUCCUAAUGUCGUUGCUGGAGCUGUUGGAGCCACUUCCGUGCUGACACCGAACCCCUUUGCCUCCACAGCUGGGAAUGCUGCUGCUGGCAUAGCCUUCGCCAAUGCCUCCUUCACCUAUAAUACAGCCCAGCUGGGUCUGGGUAAGAUCAUGCAUGCCAUUAGUGGAGCUCCAGCUGGAUCAGGGCCAGUGGCAGGAACAGUGGCUGCUACAACCCCUGGGACACCAGCUACCCCAACAAUACCCGGCCAAAGACAUCCCAGUGAGGGCGUGUCGGCAACCAGUGGAGUGAUUAAUUCCACCAUUGCCGAGAACGUGAUGAAUGCCUUGACCCACAGUAAUUCAACUGGAGGAGGACCUCAAGUGCCCAGCGAGGAGAAGAUGCGUAGAGUACAGCAAGUGAUCGAGUCCAGUUUGGACGACAACGCCAAGUUGCAGAUAUCCCAGAUUCUGGAACGCGUCUCCGGCUUGAAGCCCAUUGAGAAGCUAUUCCUCUAUCUGAGGCUGCCGGGCGAGUGUGCCGACACAGAUCCGCUGAGACAGCCACAAAAUCCUCUGGGAACACGCUCUGAGAUUAACCACACAAUAAAUUGGGUGCGCUCCCAUCUGGAGCACGAUGCCCAAGUGUCCAUACCCAAACAGGAUGUAUACAACGAUUAUAUAGCUUACUGCGAACGCCUUAGUAUCAAACCCUUAUCCACAGCGGACUUUGGAAAGGUGAUGAAGCAGGUCUUUCCGGGCGUGCGUCCUCGAAGAUUGGGAACGCGAGGAAACUCUCGUUAUUGCUAUGCUGCUAUGCGCAAAACCACAAAACUGACACCACCACAAUUGCCGCAGCUGUGCAAAAGCGAACAGAACCCGGGCGAUGUUCCCGCGACCGAUCCCAGCCAGCUGACAAGCUCAGCCACUUUAAGUGGGAUCCCGCCAGCCGAAGGCGAUCGGGAGAGCUGGGAUGUAAUCCGCGGUUGGGCCGAAAAGUUGCUCAACACCAAGCUGGAGAGCGUAGCUGAGCUGAGUGCCCGUAUCCGGAGCAACAACGCCACAGUGGCCACAAAGAAGUACACACCUCGGGAGCCCAAGGAGAAACGAGUGCUGGCCGACAUGGGACCUUUGAAGAAGCGUCGAAAAAAGAAGCGCAAGGGGUCAACCUCCUCGGAAUCCAGCUGUAACCAAUUGGGUAAUAGCCAGGAUGCGGGCAGCAGUCAAGAGGCCUGCGAAGAGCAGCUUCUAAAGAUUAAGCAGGAGAUUAUAGACUCCCCCAUUCAUCAACCACCGCAGCAGCAACAGCAGCAGGCACCCCCAGUGGGAUACCUGGCACAGGUGACGCCAAUGAAUCUGGCUACCGAUCAAAGGGCAAAUAGCGCUGUCCGCAACCUUACACCAAAGCUCAUGGAGUUGGGAAACCCCACGGUUGUACUCACCCAGCAGGAAACGUCGCCUACUGUGGGCCUAGUGAUAAAGGAUGAGGUGGAGGACUACACCACCAACAUAUUCUGCAAGAAGGUGCUUAAGGCGCAGCAAACAAAGGGAUUUUGGGCCAACUCUCCGAGUAGUGGGACCACAGGAGGAAGUGGUGGCCUACUAGUGCCGCCGAUGAUAACUACCACAUCCGCUACUCCCCCACCGCCACAAGCGGGCACGUCACCCGUUCCUGGGUCUGGAGUCGCGCUUUUUAUGGGUCCGCCCGCAAAGAUGAUGAACAGCUCGGUUAGCCCUUCCAGUAGUGUGGAUGUGAUUCCAAAGGUGGCUUCACGCAACCAGCUGAUGAUAAUGCGAGCUAGACGGGUAAUGGCGGCGGAAAGUGCCGCCCUGGCUGCUGCCGAAGACUCUGGACUGCCGGAAAACUUGGGUCUGCCACGCGAGCGGGUUAUCAGCAUUUGUAAUAUGGACAAGCACGAGCUGGAUGACUACUUCCUGCCCGGGGAGGAUGAGGAAAACUCCGAGGAGCCCGACACCGAGCUGCUCCAAUAUUUUCAGAUGGGAGACGCUGAGGAAAAACAACUAAAUUCCUUGGAUGCUGUAGAACCGAAUAGGAAUCCACAGGAGCCGCCAAGCGCUGGCUCUGCCCUGGAGCAAGUGGCGAUGCCGGCUCCUGGCCGCGGAGCUCCAGGCGCUGGACCAGCAGCUAUGCUGGCACCGGUUCCGGUGCCUUCGAUGCUGCCCAAUCAGGCGGCGGCAGUGGGUUCUGCCUCAGCGUCUCUCGCCCUAAUGUCGAAAAAGCAUCAGCAGCAGCAAAAACACCAACAGCAGCAGCAGCAGCAGCAUGAGAAGCAGCCACUCCAUCAGCGCUCCAAAUUGCUGCCCACUUUAAGCAACAACAAGCGUAAGAUCAGUCUGAGCAACGCCUCCAGCAAUGGCAACAACAAAAACUGCAUAUUCCUGCCCAUCUCGCCCAAUAUCAACGGAUCCAGUGCCGCCAGCGCAGCCGCAACAUCAGCGAAUCCCAACCAGAACUGUUUCGCCAGUCCGGGCCUCACCAGAAUGAAGCAACGGAGCAGUAUGCUUAGCAAGCAACAGUCACUGGAUUGCGACAACCGGGAUCCCAUGAUCGGAGCUCAUCGCAAAGGUCGCAGCUACGUAUGUUAUCCCAACAUUACAUCGGCGUCCGCGCCGCCAAGCCCUUCACUGCUCCAGCAGUGCAUUGGCGGCAGCUGGCAGUUUGGCGGCGGGAACAACUCCACUUUUGCGGACAGCAGUCACAGUGCGGACCCGCUGGUGAACCAGAACUCCAUGGACCUGGAAACGAGCCUGGCUUUAGCCGCAGAUCUGGAUACGGCGGAACUGCAGCGAUCCCAGUCGGUGCCUCUGUCCCAACUCCAGCGAAGGAGCAGCAACCAGUCUCCCAACUUGGCCUUCUACUCGGAGAACAGCAACAGCCAGCAGUCUGCGUCUCUGAAGGACACAGGCCUGCUGUACGAGGGGGUGGACAUGAGCGCCUUGAUCUCGCCCAGCUUCAGCAGCAAGUUCACCAGCGUGACGCAGCAGACGACGACAACGUGCAGCUCCUCGGCAGGAUCGUCUUCUGGCUAUAGCAGUGGCGGGUCAGCGGGAAUCGUUUCGCGAUCGGUGCCCUCCACACCGCUACCACAAAACUGCCUUUCCGCGCUAAAUGGAGGAGGAGCAGGAGCUUCCGGCGGAUCGGCAGUCGGAAACGGAGGCAGUUGCGGAGCAGGAAACGGAUUUGCUGUCUCGCCAUCUUUUACCUGGGGCGGCACAUCUGGCAAUUCAGGAUUCUAUAAUGCACAUUCGUAUGGCUCCAGGAAUCCACUGGACAUCUCCAAGUCCAUGCCAACCACGCCCAUCACAACGCCCUGCUUCCGGUACAGCCCUGUGGAGAUGUCGCGCGAUUUUCUGAUCAACGGCAACACGAUCGAUAGCCUGCCAUCGUCCGCUUUUGGGAUAGGAGGCGCUUCGACAGAUCCCCUCAUUGACGACAGUGCUCCCAGCAGCACUGAUGUUGUGGAAGCCAUGAUUGGCGUCACAGACAUACUCGACGACUUUUAGAAUUUGCAUGAAGAGAAAGCUCAGGAGGAGAUUGAGAAUUCCAAGCGACAAGAGGAAAAGGAUGCAGAGGCGGAGCAGCUGACGGUCGAAGAGGCUGCCAAGGAGGACACCACUGUGGUGGCCUGCUUGCUCCAGCACGUGGAUCAGCUGUAGAGCCACUCUGUCCUUCUUAUCCUGUUGCUUAAGUAUAUAUAUAAUUUGUGUUGUGUUUGAUCCUAGUUAGUCCUUAACACUGUAUAGUCCUGUUCCUAAUAUUUUUAAGAACAAAUCAGUAACCGGAACAGGACUCUACAGAAGACUCUCCCCCAACAAAUGAGCUUUCUCUUCGUGCCACUAAUAAUACCUAACUAAUAAUCCUUUCUUCCCUCUUCCUAAUCUAACUAACCAACGGCCUAGUGGUGACCUCUAAUUGGUUUCAAAUAGUAUAUGUGUCCAAACAGCAUUAGAGGUAUAUGGGCCAAGGCCCAUACUUCUGCUAUAUAAUCGAACAUUACCCUCAGGCCCUCCUUGUUGUGUGUAUUCACUUGGCAUAUUGUUAUUAUUACCAAACAUUAUCAUUAACACUAUGGUGAGGAUAGUAUGCUACAUAGCUAUAUGCUAUAUAUGAUAUAUGUAGUUGCGUAGUUGAUGAAAACCUUACAAAUGAAACGAACUUAAAGUCUGAAUGAUGGAAACGUGUGCAGCGGUUUUAGAAACGAAAACAAAUUUACAAAAACGUAACUGUAACUGUAAACGAAUGUAUAUCUAUAUAACUAUAGAACCCAACCUCGGCGCCCGACGAGUUUGUAUUCGCGCGACCCCCGCUUGUAUAUAAGUAUCUACUUUAUAUAUAUAUAUAAGUAUCUAUUUCUAGACGGAUUUCCAAUGCGGAUUUUAUACGGGGUCGCAGCGAACCAGUCUAAGUUCAAAAAUGGUCAAAUUUAAAAAUGUGUGUUUUUGUAGGUUCUUGUAAGGUAUCGA
Molecule: messenger RNA, 5306 nt
Organism: Drosophila bipectinata
Lineage: Eukaryota; Metazoa; Arthropoda; Insecta; Diptera; Drosophilidae
Biological process (GO): regulation of transcription by RNA polymerase II
Molecular function (GO): DNA-binding transcription factor activity, RNA polymerase II-specific; RNA polymerase II cis-regulatory region sequence-specific DNA binding
Source: RefSeq, a predicted model, not a curated record